AUGUUUUAUUCUACAGUGCUCGCUGAACUCUUUGCAACAGGAAACUCUGUCAUCACAGAAGUUGGGCAGAAAAUCACCUUAAAGUGUGGCGUUGAUAGGUUAGAGAGAAGAGUGGAGUGGAGUCAUGGAAGUGACCUGAUUAUUAGAGUUGAUUUAAAAAGCGGUACCCCCUCCAAAGGUAAGAGUCACAUUAAAGAUAAGUCGAGGUUAAUAGGAGACAAAGAUCUGGUUAUCUUCAACGUGGAAGAAAGAGAUGCUGGAAAGUUCACUUGCAAAACAGAUGGAAGAUCUUCUGAACAAGCACUUACUGUGGUGUCAGUCUCGGUCGAUCCCCACAACAGUCUCCAGGUGGGCUCUACAGCCACUCUGCAGUGUCGGGUGAAAGAACUGGACCAAACCUUGAGAGUUGAGUGGCAGAAGCCCGAUGGUUCAGUGGAGAGCUCAAACAUAGUUCAUCUCAACCCUGUAGAUAUGUCGCAUGGAGGGAACUGGCAUUGUCGCGUGGUGAAUAAUGAGGAUCAAUUCAGCAAAACUCUGAGUAUCACUGUAACAGGUGGCACCUACCGUCCACCUGCAGAGGCUGGUGAACUGAUGCUGCUGGGCCUCAUCUGGUGGGUGUGGGUUGCGUUCGGAGUUGGCAGCCUGCUGGUGAUCAUCCUGAUCGUCGUCGUCAUUUUCACAGUGAUGAGGAUCAGAAAAAAGAAAAGAAGACUGAAGAUGAAGCAGGCCAUGCUGUUAAAACCCAAGAAGUACUGCCAGUGUGCACGCCAAACAGCUGCACCCAAACCGUGGCAAGGACGCCGGAGAGAGAAGCCACCAGCCUUGCCGCUUCAGCCCCUGCUGAAGGAGUGACAUGAAAGAGGAGGAAGGAGAGAUACUGAAAGA
Messenger RNA from Nematolebias whitei (Rio pearlfish), 885 nucleotides. RefSeq names its product CD4-2 molecule, tandem duplicate 2 (gene cd4-2.2). Gene Ontology annotation, biological process: positive regulation of ERK1 and ERK2 cascade; T cell activation; interleukin-15-mediated signaling pathway. Gene Ontology annotation, cellular component: external side of plasma membrane; membrane raft. The record is from RefSeq and is a predicted model, not a curated record. Lineage: Eukaryota; Metazoa; Chordata; Actinopteri; Cyprinodontiformes; Rivulidae. The transcript is spliced from 6 exons. Bases 1 to 852 code for a protein of 283 amino acids. Gene Ontology annotation, molecular function: MHC class II protein binding; protein tyrosine kinase binding.